GGACGCAUGCGCACUGAGUGCCUGCCACCUGGCCGAGUCUGCUAGCCCCCUUCAAACCUACAAAAAGGAGGACAACUAGGGACGUUGCGAAGAGCUCAGAAGACCACCCUAGUGUGAGUUAUCCCUCAGUUUUCUCUCUCUUGCUCUGCCUGAAGUGGUCAUGAAGACAUCGUCGAUUCUCGUCGUCGGCUGCUGCCUCCUCGCCAUGGCGCUAAGCUAUGUCCCCAAACACACGGAGGGGGGAGAACCAGGCGAUUUUGGACAUUGGCAUGAAUUAGAUUGUAAUCCAACUGAUGCAUGCAUUGAUAACGGUGGGUAUUGCAUCAGAAAUAACAAGAAAGAAGACUGCUACGGCCUCCUUUUUCCAAAAGAGUGCAGAUCACCCAUUUGUUCUUGCUGUGUAGAAGACGAAAGUAAAUGUUUGCGUAAUCCCUGUCAAAACAACACCGUUUGCACGAACACUUCCGGAAGCUACCAAUGCGAGUGUCCUCCUGGAUACAACUUGACUGCAGAAGGCUGUGUUGAUAUCGUCGAUGAUUGUGCUACGGUAUGUUGCGGAGAUGACCAAUUUUGCACUGAUAAACCCGCAGGCUACGAUUGUCCUUGUCACGCUUGUGCUGGCCGUUGCCAAUAUAAGGCAACUUUCAUCGAGGAUCGGGGAUUGUGCAUGAAGCUCAUUCAAGGAAACAUGACCAAUGAAGAAGCUCUGACUCGUUGUGCGGAAGACUUCAUUUCUCUGCCCUUCCGUACCUCGCUGAUACCGUUUGAUGAUAAGAGUCUUCAUGGAGCAGUUUCAGCUCUCAUGGGAACCGAUGGUGAGCCGGCCUGGGUUGCCCGCAUACCAUCCGACUCUGGAAAUGACAUGUGCGUUGCCAUGAGCAGGACAGACACCUUUAUUAUGGGUGAGGCAAUGCCCUGUGCUACCAAGCUGAUAUACGCUAUUUGCAUUGCACACAAGUACUAUUAGUGUGAGUAAUCUUCAAGAUGUUUUUAAAGUUGUGAAAAGAAUUCUAUCUGCAAAGAACUGUUAAAUUUAAGCAAUCUUUCUUCAGGCUGCUUUUAGAUGAAGUGUUCCUCAGGAUAUGCCAUUUUCCAUGAAGGUGUUUCUUUCUGUUGGUCUGUAGCUUAAGAAUAAAGUCUAUUGGAUUUUUUUUCUCUUGUUGUCACCUCUUUUUUCAUGAAAAAGUUUAAAUUUAUAAUUGCUUAUCUGUUUAUAGAAGACCUACAAGUACUGAAAGGUUCAAAUUUGCCAAGAUAAAGUUUAUAAACGAAGUUUUGCA
This is a messenger RNA of Macrobrachium nipponense, 1280 nucleotides long. Its product is annotated as fibrillin-2-like. The record is from RefSeq and is a predicted model, not a curated record. The transcript has 7 exons. NCBI's taxonomy places the organism in Eukaryota, Metazoa, Arthropoda, Malacostraca, Decapoda, Palaemonidae. The coding region runs from base 161 to 967 and encodes 268 amino acids. Gene Ontology annotation, molecular function: calcium ion binding.